UAAAACUACACUGACGGAACAGCCUGAGGACCAAUUUUGUGUGCGGAAGUGCAAAAAAAAUAAGGCAAAAGAAGAAAGGCUACAACAGUUCCUGAUGCAACUCAGAAUCUUUAUUCAGAAUCAGAAACUGUACACUAUGUAGUGUUUUAUACAUGCGGGCUGAGUUGUAGAGACGUUUGUAAAUACACAAGUUGUCCCAAAGGAAAGUUAUCGCUUUUAAGUGACCGGAAUGCGGAGGAGUGCGACUCACGGGGAUGUUGUAAGAGAAAGUUUCAGUCGCUCAUAUUCGUCAGAGGAUAUGGAACAAGCAGCAUCUAAUUCUGUCAUGUCAGGAGAGGCGCCCGGUGGUAGUGCGGGGCGACCUUUCACCAAGCGGUACGGCCCCAAACCGUGGUCCGUCGUCGUGCUGUCGGUGUUGGGCUCCGCCGCAGCAGUGUCCGCCGUGGGCUGUGUCUGCGCCCUCAUCUACCCCAUACUCAAAGAGCUGCGGGCAGAGAGAGUGAAAGGAGAGGAUGGCACUGAAGAGAGGAUGUUGGGUUUUUGGAGUAUCCUGGUGCUCUCAGUGUUAGUGGGAUGUAUCUGCUGUGUCUUCUCGUGGACCCUCACCUACCUGGACUCGUACCAGCCCAUUAUGGAGUUAGGAACCCCGCUGUCACUGGCUAACUUCAGAGAUGUGUCUGGCUAUGGUUUCCACAUGAGUUAUGGUGUUGCUGUCCUUAAUGGCAUCAUGUCCAUGCUCACUGUGGUCUGGAGUCUCACCUGACACACCCUCAGUAGAGAUGAUCAGGUGCUCAGAUACGACACACAAAUAAAGAAGAUGGCUUGAGAAGCUUUUGAACAUCUCAGGCACACAUUAAGAAGUUAAGGGUCACGUAAAUUUUCCCCUCACGGUACAUGUCCCAGAAGCCCUGAACGCACCACCGUGUCGGCUCUGCUGCUUGUGAUUCAAGCUCUGCUUACAGUCGUAGUCCAGGCUGAAAAUGUCUCAAACUUCUUUUCUUAUAUAAAGAAUUCCGAAUCAAUUCAGUUCUGUCCUAAGUGAUGAGUUUGCAACUGCUAAAUGUUUAGGUAAUUAAAAGAGCACAUUGUAUGUGAAAAUAAAGUGAUAUUACCGUCUG
Molecule: messenger RNA, 1118 nt
Organism: Cottoperca gobio
Lineage: Eukaryota; Metazoa; Chordata; Actinopteri; Perciformes; Bovichtidae
Gene: arl6ip6
Product: ADP-ribosylation factor-like 6 interacting protein 6
Exons: 4
Coding region: 230-763 (177 amino acids)
Source: RefSeq, a predicted model, not a curated record